GUCGGUUAUAUGACGGUCGUUUUGUAUUCGUGUCGUGAUAUAUGUGAAGCGAGCUUUCUGUUCGGUAAUCCUGACAGUAAAAGGAUGCAUCUGGUCGUACGGUCGUGGUCGUAGUUCGCGUGUCGAUAUUGACUGUUUUUGGACAUAAUAGCGGGCUGCUUCCCUUCCAAGGGUGCCGAUGGUGGGAAGUGUGAUUUUAGAGCAGCACGGUGCAGUUUAGAUUGAAAGCAUCACGUUUUUUGCGUUUCCUGCUGUGAAGCGUCGUGCCAGCGCAUUCCUUCAACGGUGUAUGUGGGGUGUGGAACAUAUCCAUAAAGCAUAGCAAAUAACACAAUUUCCCCCAGUGGAGCACUACACACAGUCCACAGUUCCGACGUUCGUCGUCGGAUAGAAAAGUGAGCAGCCGGAAAAAAAGAACAACUAAACUUCCGGAACCAACAAAAAAAAUAAGAGGAAGAGUGAGUGGAGCACAAAAUCAAGUCGUGUGAAAGUGAGAAGCCAAGUGAAACAAGAGAUAAAAUAUAAUAAAUUCACAUCGUUGUUGUCCGCCCAAAAAGUGAGAUUCCUGUUGAAGUGUUGUGGGCGCAGUUGGUGAAGACGGCGGCCAGGGAAAAGCUGGAGCGAAAAACGGCACAAUAGCCAACAACACGGUGAAAGGCAUCAUUUCCUACAUUGCUUCUUUCGACUGUGUUGAAACAGCAGCCCGGCUGCCACUCAUUGUGCUGGACUGGAUCCUCUAGCUGGAAGCUCAUUUUAUUUCUCGUCUUCGUCUCUCCGGCAGCUAGCCGUGGUCUGAGAUACUCCAGGGAUCAUUUUAUCAUCACAAGCGCCGGUAGUCUAUUAGCAGUGCUAGCAGUUUCCGAUUAUCAGCUAACCUGUCUUCCUGUGGCGAUUCCUGCAGCAGUUCGAGACGAGACUUGAGGGCAGAAUUAGCAGCUAAGCCGAUUACGGUGUCUGUCACAUGCAGAAACAGCAGCUGGAGCUGGAGGUGCCGCACAUCAUCUCUUUCGGAAGCAUCGGAAGAAAAAUCACCGCAGACAGACUUGGAUUUACUGAAUGCAACCCAAUUAGGAAAGCAUUCACCUCUGCAUAGCUCUCGCUUUCCGUAGGACCCAUUAUCAUCAUCAUCAUCAUCAUCAUGGUCAGAAAGGGACUGGAGCCAUGCCUGAGGUAGAGCCACACCCGACCCCUAAAGGAAGAGCUUAUACCUUGUUGUGGUGAAAAUUUUGCAUUCUCCAAUUGCAGCAACGAGAAGAGCUGCAUCAUCUGGCGGCUGCUGCUGUGUUCAGUAUAUACAUUUCCAAUGCAAUUUGGAAUUGUUUCACCGAAAAAUACUCCGAACUGGUCGCGUGACUGUGCUGCUUAGUGGAGUGCUGAAAGUUUCGAAAAUAAAAUGCGAUGAAUGGUACGCUUCAGAGAAGAAGGCUAAAGUGCAUAAUAGCAAUCGUGAAAAUAGAAGCAUUGCUCCCGAGUGAGAGUGUGGGUGUGUGUUUGUGUGGUAGGUGAAGAACACAGUGAAAAAGUGCAUCGUUGCUCAUAGUAAACUGCUGCCGGUGGAGUAGGAGCAUUAAUAUCUAAAAGUGGCGCAGAAAAUAGUAACAGUGGAAGCCGGAGCCGAGUGCCGAAACGGAGCAUAGAAAUGGGACACAUAAAUUUUGUGGAGCUCAAGCUUUUGUUGAAUAUAUUGUUCGUGGCCAUACUGGUGAAUGGGCAUGGAUCACAAUCGGAAGCACAGCCGGAGUUUUUGGCUCCGUUGGACAAUCUUACGGUGACACAGGGACGGGACGUUUCGUUUACUUGCGUAGUCAACAACCUGGGACAGUAUCGGGUGGCAUGGAUAAAAUCUGACACGAAAGCAAUCCUGGCCAUCCACACCCACAUGGUGGCUCUGAAUCAGCGGCUGUCGGUCACGCACAACGGACACAAUACCUGGAAGCUGCACAUCUCGCACGUCCAGCUCAACGAUUCAGGAAGUUACAUGUGCCAAGUCAACACGGAUCCGAUGCGGCAUCAGUCCGGAAAUCUUGAAGUCGUAGUCCCGCCGGAUAUCCUCAACAGUAACGAUCCGAACAGUGCCUCGCUGGAGGAGGGCGUUGCCAACGAGGGCGGUAACAUUCAACUGUUAUGCCAAGCAGUCGGCGUUCCCCUGCCGAAUGUUCAGUGGCGCCGGGAAGGUGGAAAGGAUACCGUUGUGCGGACCGAGGGUCGAGAGAAGCAAGUUGUGAAAUCCGUCGAAGGUGAACGUUUGAUACUGAACCAGGUGCAGCGGACCGAUAUGGGAGGAUAUCUGUGCAUAGCUUCGAAUGGAAUUCCGCCCACCGUCAGCAAGCGAUACGACGUGCAGGUCAAUUUCCCACCCAGUGUGAAGGCGGGCAAUCAGUUGGUCGCCGCCCCGGUGGAAAGUCACGUCAUGCUUCAGUGCAUCGUGGAAGCAUUCCCAACGCCCCUCAACGGGUGGUACAAAAAUGAUGGAGUCAAGCUUUACGAGGGAGAGAAGUACGUUAUCAGCGAGGAGAAGCUCAACCUGUUCACCUGGCAGCUUAACCUGACAAUAAAGAACCUCCAGAAGGUGGACUUCGCACCGUACGUGUGCUCCAGCAUCAACGCCUUGGGGAAAGCGGACGCCCGGAUUCGGUUGCAAGAGCUCCGGUUACCACCGAAACCGACCACGACUCCGACGCCGUACGUGCCACCGACGCCGAAGCAGCCCCGCCGGAAGCAGCAUCAUCAAACCCACGGCAAAGGAAACCACGAUGGUACCGGAAAAGCUGGCCUCGGCAAUGGCUUCAACCGGGACAGCUACAUCAUCAAUCACAUCCAGGAGAACGAUAUGCUCGGAGGGUUCGCCUCGGAGGUGCCACCGAAGGGGGCGUACGGAACCGGGGCAGGGUACGGUUCCGGUGCCGGAGGAGUGUACGGACCCGGAACAAAUAUCGGAACGGGUCCCGGCGGAAGCAGCCUGGAGAAGGCACGCAACACUCAGAUGCCAGCGUCAAUUCCGUCGCGGCAACCGCCCCACUGGAUACGGAACAGCAACGGGGCAUCGCGCACAUGGCACGGCCGAGGGGCCACCGUGUUUGUGGCGCUCGGGUCGAUUCUCCCGGCGUCACGGUGGAGCGGGAUGGUGGCCCUUGCGAGCAGCAGUUGUUUGCUGAUGAUUUAUAGUCUGUUGAUGCUGCUGACAUUUACAUGAAAUUAUGUCUACUGCUGCUGCGGGGUGUUAUCAUUAUUGUUAGGAUGCGUGUGCAUAUUACCAUCAUUAUAAAUACAUCUAUAUCUCUAAACGUACCUAUACAGAUAAAUAUACACUUGUAGUUAUGCGGUCAAGAGUGCAAGCGGACAUGGUGACGAGUACUUUUCACGCUGCAGCUGGGGUGACCCUUUGGAAAUGGGUAUGUUUGCGGUAAGGUAAGGUCACGGAUGUGAUGUCAUGUUGACAUUUGGUCCAGUGCGUGGAUUGUAUGUCAUGUGGAUUGAUUAUUUUGAGCUACUGAGGUGUUUCCAAUCACCUUUCAGUAGUGUUGCAACAAACAAGUUUAUCUUUACCAUAUUUCUAUUUUCGAGGAAAUUGUAACCAUACUUUGAAAAGGAAUUUUAAUAAUCUUCAUAACCACAAUUUGUCAACACAAAUUUAUGAAUGCUGCACUUGCAAUUUAAUUGUAAUUCUACUACAGGUGGCUAGAGUGGCACACCAUGAGAACUUCUCUUGUAUAACCACGAAAGCUCUGAGACCAACAUGUUUUAUUAAAAUAGUGCGAAGCUUUGCUAUUUUGAAAAAUAAGGUUGUGCUUUUGGAACAGUUGCAGACCUAGGAGACUAUCAAGAUUUUGCCUCAGAGCGAAGACAUCAAAUCAAGAAGACUGGCAACUCUGCCAGAAUCCAAGUGACAGAUACAGUAGCGCUGCGCUCGAGCGAAGGUGGAAGUACAGCAUAGAAAAAUGAGUAAAUACACAAAGCUUUCUUCUGAGGUUGCAAUAUUUGCUAUAAAAUUUGUUCGAAGCAUUUACCUUUGCGCAACAGAUGACGCGAUUGUAUCGGUCUCAUAGCGGUCGUAUGAGAAAAUGGAAGAGUUGCCAGUCUUCUUGUAUAUGUUGUCUUCGCUCAGAGGCAGCUAGUAGCCUAUUGAUGCAAGUUUAAUAAGACGUGGUCAAUAUAUGUUUUCUUUUCCUGAGAUUAUUUUACAAGAUAUUUAAGAACCUUUUGCGUCACUUCACAGUUGAGAAUUGAUAAGUUAUGAGGAGCAUUAAAAUGUUCAAACUGGAGAAUCUGAUCAUAAUUGAUAUAAAGUAAUGAGUAUGUUGUACGCUUAUCACCUGAAACAGAUCUCAAAAUUCUUAGGCUCUCUGCUGAUGAAUUUGAAGCUCUGGACCAAUUAAUAACUUAUUCCUCAGUAAAAUAAAAGCAUGGUUUCAGGACUGAUAAAAGCUCUUAUAUUAAUGCAGUAGCCUGUUACUGUUCCAAGUAACGUCACGCUCAGCUGAAAGAUUUUUUCCCGCAAAGCAGUUUACUACCAAAGACCGAUUGAAUAAUUGCACAAUUAAUCAUAUCAUCUGCCCAUUUUUUACAGAAAUGACGCCGUUCCGCUGGUAGGAGGUAAUGAAAAUCCCCAUAUAUAAAUUAUAUCCCGGAUAUUAUUGUUAAACAAGCUACAAUUAAAUAAAAAUAGUAUUUUCUCAUAUAUUUUUUACCAGCCCCACGAGAGUCUAAAAAUUCAAAUCCAAGAGCGAAAAUUUUCUCUUACGAGCUCAAUAUCUCAACAUGCCAUGUAUAUUGAGUCCACACAAUAUGUGAUUUCACUUUCACGGACUUCGAGAUAUAGUGCCUAGCCGUGAAAAAAUGUGGGAACCCUUAUUAAUGCAAUCAGAUUUUCGAUACAGGGGCGGGGCUUGGAAAGUAUUGUUGUCGUAGAAUAUGUAAGAAUGGAGGGUCUCUGAAGGUGGAUCUAACUGCAUAUUUAAAGGCACCAUACAUGUUCUGACCGUACUGCCCUCUGUUGACAAUCAACGGAACUAAGUGUAAGCGUAAUUUGCAACAGAUGUCACCAUUAAGAACAGCAGUGAAAU
Molecule: messenger RNA, 5063 nt
Organism: Ochlerotatus camptorhynchus
Lineage: Eukaryota; Metazoa; Arthropoda; Insecta; Diptera; Culicidae
Gene: DIP-lambda
Product: Dpr-interacting protein lambda
Exons: 12
Coding region: 1640-3193 (517 amino acids)
Cellular component (GO): neuron projection
Source: RefSeq, a predicted model, not a curated record